Molecule: messenger RNA, 2110 nt
Organism: Arabidopsis arenosa
Lineage: Eukaryota; Viridiplantae; Streptophyta; Magnoliopsida; Brassicales; Brassicaceae
Source: the annotation of a GenBank genome assembly
GUCGUCUCUUUGUUUCCGAUUGAUUUUUUUUUUUUGUAUGUAUCUCUUUUUCACUGCCUGAUUGCUCUUUUCAAUCUCUUCCUCUUCUAGGGUUUGGGUUGCUCUAUUAUGGCCCCUGAUGUCGUUGAAGACCCCGACUACGAGAGUGAUCCCGACGAAUUGAAUCGCUCCUUGGCUACACGGAGGAGAGAAGCCAGCGAUGAUGAGGACGACCAUGAUAGGCUUAAUAAGGACGACCUUGAUAAGCUGCCAGCCGAUCAACACAGUGCUGCUGUUGUCGUCGACUCUGAUAACAUACAAGAUGAUGAUGAGGAUGAUAGUUAUGAUGACGAUGACGAUGACGAUGGACAUGUUGAUGACCAUGUUGAAUACAUUGCGGAUACUAAUGACAAGACAAGUGCGGCCGGCAGCGAGGAUGACUCUGCCCCUGCUCUUGUGGAUGGAGAGGACCAUAAGAAGAAGGAACCUUUCGCAGUGCCAACUGCUGGAGCUUUCUAUAUGCAUGAUAACAGAUUUCAAGAAAUUGAUGCCGCCUCUAAUAGGCGAAUGCGUGGUGCUAGGAGGCUCUGGCAAUCCAGAGAUGAAAGAAAGUGGGGACAUGACAAAUACGAGGAAAUGAAUACACAGCAAAAGCAAUUUGAUAGGAGGACUUCGAGAGGCCGAGGCAGAGGUCGUGGUCAGGGUAGGGGUCAGGAGCGUGGACAUUCUCGAGGGAACAAUUCUAAAGAAUUUACUGGCAAUGGACACCAAAAUCAGCUUCCUAAGGCUGUCACGAGAGGGAGGGGGCCCAGAAGAUAUGAGGUUGCAUUGAGAAAUGGGAAUCAAGCACCUUCUGUGCAAACCAAACGGUCCCAAAAUUCGUCUGUGAAAGUGUCACACGUUAAUUCAGGGCGUCCACCAACAGAAACAGCUAGCAUGGAGACUGAAGCCAUCCAAGCCAAAAAGAAUGUAUUAGCUUCAAGUUUAAAUUCAGCUUCUCCUCCAUUUUAUCCUUCAGGAUCCUCCAAUAACUUGGCACAAAAGGAUUUACAAGCUGGCAUGGGUAGACUGCACAUUAAUGAAAACCCUACUCCGACUGGAAAGAAGUUUGGGAAUACAAAAUCCAGCUCUUUGUGGGUACCCACUGCUCAACCUUCUCAGACUACAAGUCAUGGUAGAGGUGCACCUCCUCAUGAGCUAGUGCUUUACCAGCAAUCUCCUAAUCAAGGUGACAAAGUUUCUCUGCCGAUGCAAAUCCGGGGAAUGCCAAAAGGCACUGACCAAAGCUGUACUCAACUUCCUGGUCAGGCUUUUGAUCAACAUUCGGCUGUUUUCAGUUUGCUGCCUUCUUCUCCACCAAAAACCGGAUCAUCAAAAAACCAGUAUCUUUCUGGUGAAAUAGAGUCAGCCGCAGAAACAGGUGCUCUGGUUGCCAAGGGAAAAGGGUCACUCCAGCCUAGUGGAAGGGGAUCUUUGAUGUAUGGAGGGACACAGUUUAUGGGGCCUGCCGGGAUGGCAGCUGGUCAUGGCAAUCCAAAUUUCCCUGCUUUUCUGCCUGUUAUGCAAUUCGGUGGUCAGCAUGGCGGGGUUCCCACCUUUGGAAUGGCUCUUCCAGGAUAUGUCCAACCAGAACACGGUACCAGAAAUCCUGAGAUGACAUGGCUGCCAAUUUUGGCUGCCCCCGGAGCAUUAGGGGGUUCAUAUUGUCCACCUUAUGCUGCCCUUGAUGGUUCUUACCAAGCACACAAACCAGGGUUACCUUCCUCUGCGGGAUCCUCCAGCUAUGAGAACAGUUCCAAUAAUCCUAAUGAUGAAGAGCCCAUGGAUAGACCUGAGGUUACAAACAAUGGGAAUUCGCAACGGUCAAAUAGCAACCAAAACAAGCAGCCUCGUAGAUACUCGGAGAUGAGCUUUAGCAAGUGAGUAAAGAAGAGUGCAAAGGAAGGUCCUGAUAGUUUGAAUAAGUGGAGUGAAAGGAGGGUGAGAGAGAAGCUCCUUAGCAGCAGCAGGCCCCUGGUGCCUCUCCAAGCUGCUUUAAGGAGCAGUUUGGGCUGCUAUUAUUGCCUAUUUUUAUUAGGUACGCAAUUUCUCAAGAACCAAAUAAAAAAGAGAAUAAGAAUAUGAAAGGUUU